Messenger RNA from Carassius auratus (goldfish), 863 nucleotides. RefSeq names its product F-box protein 36a (gene fbxo36a). The transcript has 4 exons. NCBI's taxonomy places the organism in Eukaryota, Metazoa, Chordata, Actinopteri, Cypriniformes, Cyprinidae. Gene Ontology annotation, biological process: SCF-dependent proteasomal ubiquitin-dependent protein catabolic process. Gene Ontology annotation, cellular component: SCF ubiquitin ligase complex. Bases 238 to 831 code for a protein of 197 amino acids. The record is from RefSeq and is a predicted model, not a curated record. Gene Ontology annotation, molecular function: protein binding.
CUUUAUUAAUGCAUCACUUUAGUGCAUCAGCUACGUAUGUCAGGAUUUCAUAAUAUCAAUCCGCCAGGUCGUGACCCCCCCACUACCACCAUCUUUAAAAAAAAAUCUUUCACCACAUAAUUUUAGGUAAACGUUUUCAUUAUUAUUUUAGACUGUUAGUCGUACGUGUUCCGGACAAAACUUGUGCAUAAAAUCAAUCCGCGUAGGAAAAUCUAUCCUUUUAAUGUGUCUGUUGUCAUGGUAACCACUAAGCGUCAAAAUAUGGCGUCUCUGCUGAGUGAGACGCUGUUUGAAACCGCUGGACAAGGCCCUCCUCCCUCUAAAGACUUCUACCAGUUUAUUAUCACACAAAACGAGGUGAUAUGGAGGUGGUGGAAGAUUUCCGUUCGGUCUGAGUUCAGAGGAGCCCCACCUGGAGAGAUCAAACACCUCCACUGUGACUUUCUGAAUGAUGCACAGCUGCAGGAGCAGCUAGCUGCAGUGUUUGGCACCAGGAUCCUGGACUACAGUUUGGCUCUGUGUCGAGGGCAUGUUGACUAUCUGGAACGUUUACCUGACAAGCUGCUCCUUAAAAUCCUUUCCUACAUGCCCUUGCAGGACACUGGCCGCCUCAGCCAAACCUCAAGCAGGUUUAGGAAGCUGUGUAACUCGGAGGAGAUCUGGAGGCAGGCUGUGAGGGAUCACUGUGAUAUGAUAACUGAAGACAUGGAGAUGCUUGCCAAUGUCAUGGGAUGGAAGAACAUCUUCUUUAAGUUUUACUAUAAUAAAGAACAUGACGGCACGGCCUGUCCUGCAGAGGAAGAAGAUAAAGCCAAUACUGAAUCGCCAUGAGCUAAUAAAACAACUCUUAGUCAACAAAAAAG